Molecule: messenger RNA, 959 nt
Organism: Mytilus trossulus (common blue mussel)
Lineage: Eukaryota; Metazoa; Mollusca; Bivalvia; Mytilida; Mytilidae
Exons: 4
Coding region: 151-936 (261 amino acids)
Source: RefSeq, a predicted model, not a curated record
UUAUUUAUUUAUUGACAUAACCUUGAUGAUAUAUGUAAUCAAAAUAGGAUACUGUUGACUUCCUAUCAACUGUAUAAUGUCAACAAAAGUCUUAUAUACAAAGGUAUUGAAAAGUAAAGAUGCACGAGUCAUUUGAUAACUUUCAGAAACAUGGAGAUGUAUGUGAUAUUAGCUGUUCUUGGUAUAUAUUUUUGUGGAGUACUUUCAAAAGACAUCAAUGUAAGGAUAGAGCCAGAGAUUGUUUACCUAGACACCGACGACUUGAUGAUUACAUGCGAGUACAAUUCACAGUCUGUCAAAACUCCUAGAUGGAUAACCAUCGUCAGGAACGGUUGGUAUGGAAAACAUGACAUGGUUACCAUAACUGAUGGGAAUCCACCUAGUAUUGGCUACUUCUUCAGUGGUAUGGAAUUUACUAACAGAAUGGAAGUAACCGGUAGUAUUAAAGAGAAAUUUGUAAAAGUAUCGAUGAAAACCGUGGAAUGUUUGGAUGAGGCCCAUUACGAGUGUACUGCUGGUGGAUUUAAUGCGCUGGGAGGUCUGGAAAGGUUUACAGAUUCAUAUUCCUUAGUUGUGAAUUCACAUGCACAGAGACCGAUUGUGAAAAUGAAUAACUUGAUUGUUCCUCCAAAGAUGGCAAUAGGUGUGGAAGAUGGUGAUGAGGUUAAAGUGGAAUGUGAUGCUCUGGUGGGGAAACCACCAAAACCUAUGUUCUGGUACCGGUAUAACAACAAUAAUGGUUCCUAUGUUAUUGAAAGAGAUAUGAUAACCAAAAUUGAACGCAGAUUGUUGGAGCGAGACCUUUGCAGAUGGUAUACAAAGUUUUCUAUAAGGUUCAUCGCCUCCUUAAGUACACCGGAAGUAAGACUUAGAUGUGCCGUAGGCAAUCAAGAGGAGGACGUCAUUAUAACAGUAUACCCAUCCAUGCGUCCAUAGAACAUUUCAAACAUUGUUACGUG